Messenger RNA from Tribolium castaneum (red flour beetle), 1423 nucleotides. Its product is annotated as N-acetylneuraminate lyase A. The record is from RefSeq and is a predicted model, not a curated record. The coding region runs from base 1 to 1368 and encodes 455 amino acids. The transcript has 7 exons. Gene Ontology annotation, biological process: N-acetylneuraminate catabolic process. Gene Ontology annotation, molecular function: N-acetylneuraminate lyase activity. Lineage: Eukaryota; Metazoa; Arthropoda; Insecta; Coleoptera; Tenebrionidae.
AUGUUUUGUGAAAAAUAUAAACAAUUUUUGAAAAAUAUGACGAAACCCGAAUGCUCCAAACAGGAAGCUUCAAACACGAAAAGCAAGGCUGAAAAAGACUCACAAAUAAGCACACCUGAAACGGCUAAGGCUCUGUUUGCCGAUUUUGUGCCAGAAGAGUCAGACAGCGAAGAAGAAAAUGAGAAACAAGACGACAAAAAAGACGAAAAUCUUGAACCAGCGUCAAAGAAAUCACGAGACAGUAACUCGAAGAAAUACAUACCAAAGUACAAAAAAGAAUGGGAGAAUAAACCCGAAUUGAAAGCAUGGUUAUCAGAGAGCAUACAUGGAAAUACGUAUUUCUACUGCAAAUUCUGUAAAAAGGAUUACAGAUGCGGGAUUUCCGACAUUCACAAACACAUGUCGUCAAAGAAACAUGCCCUCAAAGCGGCAAUGCCUGCAUUCAAGGCACAGAAAUUUAAAUUUCGGGGGCUUUUGUGCCCCGUCUUUACCCCAUUUACUAACUUAAAAAGAGUGACACCUGAUGUAAACCUUAAGGCUAUACCAAAAUACGCAAAUUUUUUAAAAGCUUGCAAUAUUAAAGGAAUUUUAAUUAAUGACAUAACCGGGGAAGGAAUGUCCUUAACCAUUCAUGAAAGAAUAGAUUUGGCGGACGCGUGGGCUGACGCUUGUGAAAAAACAAAUCAGUUUUUGAUGGCACAAAUCGGGGGAGCCCCCCUCAAAGACGUUAUAGAAAUGGCAAAACACGCCGCUAAGAGGGACAUCGGCGCUGUUGUAAUCCUCCCCGACCUUUACAACAAACCAAAAAACCACCUAGACCUAAUCAAGUACAUAAAAUUAAUAUCAGAAUUUACAAAAAACGUCCCCAUUCUCUAUCACCACAAUCCCAAGUUUACGCAAGUUGAAAUUGAUAUUACGUCGUUUCUGCUGGAUAUAACGGGAGAAGUGGAUUCGUUUGUAGGCGUCAUUUAUAGCACGAAUGAUAUACAACAGAGCACCGCUGCUAUGGCGGUAAAUAGGGAAAAGUUUACCGUUUUUAUGGGCACCGACGAAGCAAUUUUGGGGGCUGCUGCGAGCGGUUUUACGUGUAUUAUGGGCACAAGUCUGAACUUUUUACCAAAACUGGUUGAAUCCAUUUGUGUGGCUGUGCGAGAAGGGGAGAUAAAAAGCGCCCAAACGUCACAGAAUUUACUCAACAGGACGAUAGAUGUGAUUGCGAAACAAGGCGACUACAUAGCGGCCUCAAAGGCUGCAACUGACAUCAUUACUAGCACUUGCGGCACAACCACCAGAGAGCCUUUGCAGACGUUAUGGGAAGGCACGACAAAGAAACUCCAAUGCAAAUUGCGCGAACUUGGUGUUAUGUAAGUCAUUUUUAUAUUUUUACACAUUCAUUUAUAAAACAAUAAAUUACAAGACUCUA